UGCCGCUCCGUCCCGCAUCCUUUAUGCACAGCACGCUGCUCCGGUCCUCCCCAACUAAACACACCUUCGUGUCCGAGCACCAUGGCCCGCUCCCGGCGCUCUCACUGAGAGACAUGGAAGCCAAACAGCACCCGAUAAAAAGCCUCAAAAGCUACCCGGAAACCGGCGGCCGGAGCCUGGCAGCGGCCGCCGGAGGAGACGGAGGAGGAGGCGGCGGGUGUCGAGCCGGAUCCGCUGAGAUGGAGAUGGAGGCGAAGAUCCAGAAAGCCAUCGACUUCAAAGCGGAGGGUCACCGCUGCUACAAGGAGAAGAAAUUUCGGGAGGCGAUCGGUAAAUACCACCGGGCGCUGCUGCAACUCAAAGGGGUCCAUGUGGUCGACGGGACGACCGGAUCCGAGGUCAACCUGCUGAACCAGCCCGCCGCCAAGCUGACCGAGGAGCAGCGGAGAGCCGUGGAGAGCACCGAGAUUGAGUGCUACGACAGCCUGACAGCGUGUCUGCUGCAGUCAGAGCUGGUGAACUACGAGAGGGUGAAGGAGUACUGUCUGAAGGUGCUGAGCCACCAGAGAGAUCACUUCAAGGCCAUGUACCGAGCCGGGAUCGCCUUCUAUCACCUGGGGGACUACGAGUGUGCCCUACGCUACCUGCGUGAUGCCAAGAACCGUGAACCCACAGACACCAACGUGCUGCGGUACAUCCAGCUGACGGAGAUGAAGAUGAGCAAGAGUUGUCAGCGGGAACGAGAGAGCGGCAAAGAGACCCAGGGCUGACCUUCGACCUUUUCACCCUCCUGACCCCACCUCGACCCUCCCUUCCUCCUCCUCUAUCCUUCUCCUCCUGACAGCAGCACAGCCCGCAGACAGAAGGGACAAACCCAAUCACCCGCCAGCGAUGGAUAAAAACGGGAGACAUAUCAAGCUCUGUCUGCAUCCCCACCUCCUUUUACUCCUUUUCCCUUCUUCUUCUUCUUCUCCUUUUAUCCCUCAGGUGCUGUGGUUCCCCUCCCUAGACGCAGACAGUUGAGCAAACAUUAAAAAAUAAAUAAAAAAAUGCUGUAUUAUACUCAUACGAAACAGUCAUCACGGUGGGAUGAAAAAGGAGCUUCAAAACAUACAUAUGAAUAAUGGACAUUUGCGUGAUUUAGUAAAUGUUUUAAAGACAUAAAAUGCAUUUUGUUUCUGCUCUCUUGCUCUCUCUCUUUUUCUCUCUGCCUUCUCUCUCUCUGUCUCCGAACAUCGGGGGUUGGGAAGCUCGACCACACCGGGAGGAGGGCGGGGAGUGUGUGAACAUGAGCGGAGGACAGUGAGGGGUGUGUGUGACACAUAUCAAGACCUUAGCCUAAAUUGAUUGUACAUUGUACCCCAACAGGGCUCACUCAGGCCCCUUUACACAGACUACGGGACAGACUAGUACGGGAAAAUCUUUCAUUCAGUAGAGAAAACGCCUGCCUCUGUGCUUCAUCUAUCGCUCUACUGUCUCUCUUUUCUUUCCUGGAGGCCAUGUAUCUCAGUUCCUGGACUGUUUUUUCAAUUCAAGGGCUAAUUCAAGUGUUUGUAAACCGUUACUAGGGUUUUUAAUUUGCUUUCGGUGUUUAUCUCACUCAGUAGCAUUUGAUUCAUGACAGCAUCAGUGUCUCCUUGCUGUCAUCAGGUGUGCUAUUGUAGAAACUGGUGUGUCUUGAAUCUGUUGUCCAAAGCCCCUCCUGGGUCAUGUGUCGCUGUUGAGACUGUCGAAGCCCCUCCCUCCCUUCCUCCUUCCCUUCCUCCCUUCCUCCCUUCCUCCUUCCCCUUCUCUGUUCUCCCGUUAAUGAUGUCACAACGGAAAAUAGCCAACCAUCAACCGCUGUUGGCUAGAUGGAAAUCCACUUUAAAGUUUCACAGCGUGGAGAAAAAAAACACUUUAAAAUUUCCAAACAGAGGUCCCACCUUUUAUCGCUAAUGCUGAAGCUUCCCAGACAUCGAUAACACACCGAGGAGACUCUGGGCAGCGUUAGUGCAGGGAAAACAAUCACACACACAUCUGUCCUGGCGGUCUAGACCGCCAUCUUUGAGCACUCAGCUUUAGUGCACUUCAACAAGUGCCAUUUGAGAUUUCUUCCUCCUUUGAUUUGUUGGUGGAUAAAUGUUUGAAAAUGGUUCCAAACACAGAGCAGCAUUAGCACUAGACAACACUACUGAUGACAUGGUUUGUGGAUAUCCACGGCUAGCAAAAGAUACAUAAAUAAUUUGCUUCUCUUGUGACUUGUGAAGCUGAAUCAUUGAUAAUGCAAAUAUUGCUUUUAUGAUAGCUUCACCACCAGGCUUAAAUCUGCCUGCGCUGUUUUGCAGAAGGUUGGAUUGACGAUUUGUGAAAGCAUGACCUGAAUUUCCCUUCUCUCUGAUGCCAUGAAACCCAGUUUCCUCUUUCCCGUGUGCAAGCCCACCUCCUGCAUGUAACGUGCGGCUCCAGAGAGUUACUUCAGAUGUAUGGGAUAGGGAUUAUAUCUGCUCUAUUGCUUUCUGUCAUGGCAUGCUGCCACACUGUUCUUCUCAUACCUCUAAUUCAUCCAUUCUGCCCUUUAUAAACACAGAGGGUGGUGACAGACUGUGAUCACAGCAGAAUAAAAUCGGUAUCUUGAGUAAAAAAAUUAAUCAGGGUCACCUUCUGCCUCAGACAAGAUAAGAGGUAAUUCCACUGCUUAAAAUAUUCUAAAAAAGAUAUGGAAGAGGAAAUCAAAGAAAGAUGCUGUUAACGAUUUCCCCUCCCCAUUUCUUCAGUGACCUGCUAGGAGGUAAAUAGGGACCUAAGUGUGUCAAUGGGACUCUGGAGAGACGGCACCAUGCGUUGAGGGGACCGGCAUGAUUCAGAGGGGCUCCAGUGGAGGGAGAAGUAGGCCAUCAUCAGCCCCAUAAAGCAGCUGCAGCUCUAAGUCACUCCGCAGCAGAGACACAACAUUACUAACAGAAAAAGUUUAGAGAGCGUCUUCCUGUCUAACCAGGAAAAGUAAAGCAUUUAGAGUUCCCGUAUCUAGAACUAAGCGGCCCAGCUCAAAGGAACCUUACAGUGCGUGGGGGCCAAACAGUGUUUUCUUUCUCUGUAUUCUUGGUGUUGUAGGAACAAUAUUCUCUUAAAGGAAAAGUUCAACAUUUUGGGAAACAUGCUAAUACUUGAGCAAGUGCCCAAUCGAAAUAUGCCUGUUCAGAAAGAUGAUAAAUAAAGUGGAUUGGAUUGGAGUGGAUGUACAAAUAGAAAUAUGAAAUAUGAAACCAGGGAGACAUUUUACUGUCAUGAAAGAAGCCUAGGCAACGCUUUAUAAUAAGGUCCUUGUAAUAACCAUUAAUUAAUGUAUGCUGAUUGCUCAGCAUACAGAAAUGCUGGUAACAGCUUCACACUGGCCCUUUCUUGAGUCCUGAGUAAAACACCUGCCGUGAUGUCGUUGCAUCCAAUCGCAAUGCAUCUUUUGUUAACAGUAAGCUAUUUGGGACCGGACUAUUCC
This is a messenger RNA of Centropristis striata (black sea bass), 3475 nucleotides long. It is a transcript of the gene ttc9b, whose product is annotated as tetratricopeptide repeat domain 9B. Bases 24 to 770 code for a protein of 248 amino acids. The record is from RefSeq and is a predicted model, not a curated record. Lineage: Eukaryota; Metazoa; Chordata; Actinopteri; Perciformes; Serranidae. The transcript is spliced from 3 exons. Gene Ontology annotation, molecular function: protein binding.